Mya arenaria is the source of this 1935-nucleotide messenger RNA. RefSeq lists its product as uncharacterized. The transcript is spliced from 2 exons. The record is from RefSeq and is a predicted model, not a curated record. NCBI's taxonomy places the organism in Eukaryota, Metazoa, Mollusca, Bivalvia, Myida, Myidae. The coding region runs from base 1 to 1935 and encodes 644 amino acids.
AUGGAUGCAGUCCCUGGAAGAACACUCGAGGCAGAUGGCUCCGUCCUGGAUGCGACAUACUGCCAACCCUGCUACCAGGCGGACAGGGAAACUCUCACAGCCGAGGCCUACUGUAGUGCCUGCAAGGAGUUCAUGUGCUCUACCUGCACAAAUGUACACCGGAAACAAAUGGUAUCCAAGUCCCAUAUACUUCUUGACAGGACCAGCAUGCCUACUACCAUAAUAGGCUUUUCGACCAAAGAAGAGAGCACAGAACCCUGUGACAAGCACCCUGGAGAGCUCAUCAAAUAUUACUGCCCGACCCACCAAACUCUUAACUGCGGACAUUGUUUAGUUCUUGGUAAAAUAUCCUGCAAACAGGAGAUUAUUUCUGAAAUUUCUCAAACCUUUAUAGAUGGUCAGGGGUUGAAAGAAAUAAAACAGGGUCUUGCAAAGUUACUAGACGACAUCGCUGCCUGUUCUUCUGAUGUUAAAGAAUUCAUCACGUUUGUAGAAAAUCUAAGUAUAAGUGAGAUUUCUAAGCUACAGGAAUAUCGAGAGCAGGUCAACAAAUAUUUUGAUGAACGCGAACAAACUAUCCUUAAAACCAUCGACGAGAUUAAAAACAAGGACAAAACACUCCUGGACUCCCUGAAACCAAGAUGUGCCAACCUUGAAACCAAGGUUCAAGAAAUCAAAUCAAAACUAGAAGCACAAGAACACAACACCAGCAAUUUAUUUAUAGAGGCACAGAGAGUCAAAAAGACGCUGAUGGAAUUGCAGUCAAAUAUGACCGAGAUUAACAAUGCAAAGACCAUUCACCAAUAUUCGUUGAGGAAGGACCCUGUUACUGAGAGGUUGUUGGCCUCGAAGACUGGCCUGGGUACUAUCGAAGAGACAAUAUGUUGCCGAGGAAAGCAGACAUUGGACAAUGAUAACAUGACCGGUCUUACGUUCAUCCAAGCCCAUUCAAUCUCUGUCAAGUCUCCACCAGACACAGAUGAAUGCAGGGUGACUAGCAUACUUCUUUCGUCCAAUGAUAACAUGACGGGCAAAACUCCAGACAUCCAAGUCAAGUCUCAAUCAGACACCGAUGACUGCAGUGCGAGCAGCAUACUCCCUCUGUCCAAUGAUGAGAUGACCGGUCUUAAGUUCACUCCAGCCCCAGACAUCCCUAUCAAGUCUCCAUCAGACACUGGUGACUGCUUGCUGACCAGCAUGCUCCUCCUAUCUGGGAACAGACUGCUACUCGCAGACCGUACGAACAACACAGUGAAGAUUGUGGACCUGAAUACUAGCAGCCUGGUCUCCGAGGUCAAGGUGGCAGUUAAGCCGUGGGACAUGUGCCUCCUCCCUGGAGACAGGGUAGCUAUAACUUCUACUGUUGGAAGCAUUCAGUUCCUGGAGAAACAGGGACAAUUCUACCUGGGGAACAGCAUCAAACUGGAUGAAAAUUGUCGAGGUAUUGGUUACCAUAACGAUAGCUUAAUUGUCUCAUUCAGUACCGGAAAGGUGAAGAAGAUGAACAUGGACGGGAAAGCGUUGAAGAAUGUUUCAAAGAAAUGGUUUAGCAACCAAUUUCAAUACCCUUGGUGUCUGACAGUGGUAAAUGAAGGCCAGGCAGCAGUCUUCUAUGUUUCAGACUAUGCAAAACACACGAUUACCAGUCUAGAUAUUGACCUGAAUAUCCUCCAGACAUUGGAGAACCCUGCGCUGCAUGGACCAACAGGCAUCACUGCGGUUGGAAACCAGCUACUCGUCUGUGGUUUAUAUAGUAACAACAUUAUGUGCCUGCACCUGCCUAGUGGCCAGAUGACCAAACUACUGGGGAAGGGGGAUGGAAUAUGGAAGCCAUACAGUGUCUGCUACAGUCAACAGCAGAAAAAGUUGUAUGUUACCCACCACAACAAGGGAAUCAAUGCUAACAAUGUUGUAAAGGUGUAUACAACGAGAUAA